AUGGUUGAAUUCAAAGUUAUCAAGGGAUCGUCGACUGGCGCCCUCGUGGACGCAGUAUCUUCUCGUGAGAUCAAGUCUGAUGAGGUACUGAUUGAUGUAACGCACAGUGGCGUUUGCUUCACAGAUCAUCACUAUCGGCAAGCGGACAUGGCCCUGGGUCAUGAAGGAUCUUUCGCAAGCGCCGCGGUGUGGAAGGAAGAUUUCAUUUACAAGAUUCCGGGCAAUAUUUCGUCCAGCCAUGCCGGCCCAUUGAUGUGCGGCGGAUCUACAGUCUUCAACGCCUUGAAGCUCAAUGGUGUGCGCAGCACUGAUCGAGUGGGAGUCAUUGGAGUCGGCGGCUUGGGCCACUUGGCAAUCCAGUUUGCCUCCCAAAUGGGCUGUGAGGUUGUAGUGUUUUCGUCGACAGAGCAAAAGAAAGCGGAAGCCCUCGCAUUCGGAGCAAGUGAGUUUUAUACUACAAAGGGUGUGGAAAAGCUUGACAUCCGUGCUCCGAUUGACCACUUGCUGGUAACAUCCAACGCUCAGCCGGAUUGGGGCCUUUACCUCCCAAUAAUGGCUCCAGAGGGAACCAUCUACCCCAUCACAGUAUCAUUUGAAAAGCUUGCAGUGCCAGCAAUGGAUCUUAUCAUGGGUGGUUUGAGGAUUCAAGGGGGCAUGAUUGCUCCUCGACAAAUCCAUCGUGAGAUGUUGGAAUUUGCAUCUCGCCAUAACAUUAUUCCUGUAGUGGAAGAAUUUCCAUUGACAGCUGCUGGCGCUACAGAAGCACUUCAAAGGCUUCUUGAUGGAAAGAUGCGAUACCGUGGAGUCUUGGUCGCACAAAAAUAG
This is a messenger RNA of Trichoderma gamsii, 825 nucleotides long. RefSeq lists its product as hypothetical. Gene Ontology annotation, molecular function: alcohol dehydrogenase (NADP+) activity. The record is from RefSeq and is a predicted model, not a curated record. Gene Ontology annotation, biological process: alcohol metabolic process. Bases 1 to 825 code for a protein of 274 amino acids. NCBI's taxonomy places the organism in Eukaryota, Fungi, Ascomycota, Sordariomycetes, Hypocreales, Hypocreaceae. The transcript is spliced from 3 exons.